This is a messenger RNA of Striga hermonthica, 1527 nucleotides long. The record is from the annotation of a GenBank genome assembly. Lineage: Eukaryota; Viridiplantae; Streptophyta; Magnoliopsida; Lamiales; Orobanchaceae.
AUGACGAAGCAAUCGAAGAAGAAGAAGAAGAGAUCCGGGGUUUCCAAAACCGGGAAUGCUGAAAAUCAUCCCAAAAAUGGCGAUGACGAUGAACAAAGGGUUCUCAAACAUUUGGUAGAUGCUUUUGGUUCUAUGUCGGUGAAGGAAGCUGCUUUGGCUUAUGCAGAAGCAAACAGCGACCCGAACAAGGCUGCAGAAAUUAUCCUCACAAAGAGUGCGGCUCAGGAGCCCGAUCAGAUCACCACGUCUUCAAGUUCUAGUGGGUAUUGUUGUGUGGGUUCGAGUUCUAGUGGGUAUUGUGACGUGGGUUCGAGCUCUAGCUCCAGUGUAUCGGAGGUGUUUGGUGAUUCAAUUAAUUAUGUUCAAGAUGGGUUUAAGCUGAAGAGUAAACCCAAAUCAAAGAAGGUUAUUGCUUCUGCAGGCACUGUGUCAACGGUGUUGGGAAAAGAUUAUGUGAGGUCUAUCCCAAAGAAGGGUUCCCCUAAGUUGAAUGGGUUUCAUGAGGAGAGAUGGUGCAAGGAUGAAGCUGAACAGUUCUUGUGCUCGAUGCUUGGAGAUGACUGUGAAUUAAGUUUGGCUGUAGUUAGUGAUGUACUAAGUCAGUGUGGAUAUAACAUUGAUAAGGCAUUAGAUGUAUUGCUUGAAAUGUCAACAUCUUCAAGGGAGCAAGCCAUUAGCUACUACGAGUCUGCCAACGGAGAAGAUCGGCACCUUCUUGAAUUAAAUAACAUUCUCGUCAAUAGAACAUCCGACUCAAUCAACAAUAUCUGGUCGACAGGAAAUCUCUUCAGGAAUCUUUCAAAUAUUUCUGAAUCCCAUGAAAACCACAAUUCAACUGAGAAAGGAAGCAUGGUUUCAGAACUUCCUCAGAAAGUGUUGGAAUCUUUGUUUAAUAUGCCCACUCCAAAAACUGCCGAACAUGAACCUACUGCAAUGAACUGGAGAAAUGUUGUUAAGAAAAUGACAUCCCUUGGUCAAAGAAUUCCGCCUGGAGACAGCGAACCACAACAGCAUCUUAGCAAUGCUAAAGGAGAUGAGUAUCGUGUACUCAGAGAAUCUGCCCAGCAGCACUGGAAUUCAAUGAAAUCAUACUAUCAGAAGGCUGUGACAGCAUUUACAAGUGGGGAAAAGGAAUAUGCAUCAUAUCUUUCUGAUCAGGGAAGAUUACAAAACAAAAUGGCUCUAGAGGCUGAUGAAAAGGCUAGUCAGGAUAUAUUUACUGCUAGAAACAAGAGUAUCGAAAACAUGAUAACUAUCGAUCUGCAUGGGCAACAUAUUAAACCGGGAAUGAAACUUUUGAAACUCCAUCUUCUCUUUGGAGCAUGUGUGAGAUCUGUGAGGUCAUUCAGGGUUAUAACUGGAUGUGGGAGCCAUGGUGUUGGCAAGUCGAAGCUGAAAAACUCGGUGAUUGAUCUUCUGAAGAAAGAAGGCAUUAAAUGGUCUGAGGAGAACAGAGGAACACUGCUCAUAAAGCUCGAGGGGCAGACCAAUUUUAGCUUCCUAGAUUCAGGUAGCGACAGUGAUUGA